Messenger RNA from Closterium sp. NIES-65, 1482 nucleotides. The record is from the annotation of a GenBank genome assembly. Lineage: Eukaryota; Viridiplantae; Streptophyta; Zygnematophyceae; Desmidiales; Closteriaceae.
AUGGGUCCCUUCGCCUUCUCCCCUCCUCUCCUCCCUUUUGAGUCGACUCAAAAGCAGUGUCUGGGCCCCUUCGCCUUCUCCCCUCCUCUCCUCCCUUUUGAGUCGACUCAAAAGCAGUGUCUGGGCCCCUUCGCCUUCUCCCCUCCUCUCCUCCCUUUUGAGUCGACUCAAAAGCAGUGUCUGGGCCCCUUCGCCUUCUCCCCUCCUCUCCUCCCGUUUGAGUCGACUCAAAAGCAGUGUCUGGGCCCCUUCGCCUUCUCCCCUCCUCUCCUCCCUUAUGAGUCGACUCAAAAGCAGUGUCUGGGCCCCUUCGCCUUCUCCCCUCCUCUCCUCCCCUUUGAGUCGACUCAAAAGCAGUGUCUGGGCCCCUUCGCCUUCUCCCCUCCUCUCCUCCCUUUUGAGUCGACUCAAAAGCAGCUUCCGCCAGAGGCUACUGCAGAAGCACAUGUUGCCAGCCAAUUCAAGCCCUGCGUGCUCAUCUCUCACUGCCCAUCUCCUCCCCUCCCGCUUUGCCUGUCUCCCUUGCACCUCCGCCAGGCUUCCGCCAGAGCUGCUGCAGAAGCAGAAGCGCAUGCUGCCAGCCAAUCCAAGCCCUGCAUGCUCGUCUCUCACUGCCCAUCUCCCCUCCCGUUUUGCCUGUCUCCCUAUCCCUGCAUCUCCGCCAGGCUUUCACCAGAAGCUGCUGCAGAAGCGCAUGCUUCUGCCAGCCAAGCUGUGCUGUGCUGCUUCCUCCAGAAGCUGAUGAACAAGUACAUGCUGCCAGCCAAGCCGCUUCCGCAAGAGGCUGAGAAACAAGUGCAUGCUGCCAGCCUGGCCGUGCGGGGACUGCCAGAAGUCAUUUGCGGCUAUUCUACAUCCCACCCCCCUCCCACCUUCCACCCUCCCACCUUCCACCCUCCCACCUUCCACCCUCCCACCUUCCACCCUCCCACCUUCCAUCCUCCCACCUUCCACCUUCCCACCUUCCAUCAUCCCACCUUCCACCCUCCCACCUUCCAUCCUCCCACCUUCCACCCUCCCACCUUCCAUCCUCCCACCUUCCAUCCUCCCACCUUCCAUCCUCCCACCUUCCACCCUCCCACCUUCCACCCUCCCACCUUCCACCCUCCCACCUUCCACCCUCUCCCAGGCUUCCUCCAGAAGCUGAGGCUUCCGCAAGAGGCUGAGGAACAAGUACAUGCUGCCAGCCAUUCCAUGCGGGGAUUGCCAGAAGUCAAUUGCGGUUAUAUGACGUCCCACCCUCCUCCCACCUUCCACCCUCUCCCAGGCUUCCGCAAGAGGCUGAGGCAGAAGUACAUGCUGCCAGCCAAGCCAUGCGGGGACUGCUGCGUGCACACAUUCUGCUUCCUCUGCGCCAUCAGCCAGGAGUAUCGCGAGCUCAAGAUCCGAGGCUGGGAGCCCAAGCUCGGUUAUCUGAGCAACGCGCGUCGUUUCAUGGCUGCGGGUAAAGUGCCUCCUACAGGGCAGCAGAUGGAGCGCUGA